UUUUUUUCUUAGUUUUCGUUAUGUUAUUUCGUGCAUUUCACCGUAAACUCCACCGUACACUCCGUCUGCUCGGAACCGAUGCGAAAGUACCUCCGGUCGGUACGGAGAAGGUGAAAGAACUGCUGGAAAAUGCGGCAACCUUCGAGGACAUACAAUCUGACGAUAGAAAAGAUAACGAAUGGGCCACCCUUCCGUACGUAGCCGGUACCUACAUUAACCGCGACCAGUCCAAAAAAGCCAUUCGGCCCAAGGUAGACCCACGGGAAACCAACGUAAUUCUUUUCCCCGGUCAGGGCACGCAGUACGUAGGAAUGGGCUCGAAGUUGCUAAAGUUCCCCGGCGCCCGUGACAUCUUUGCCCUAGCGAACGAGGUGCUUGGAUACGAUCUGCUUAAAAUAUGCAUCGAAGGACCAAAGAGUAAGCUCGACCAAACGAAAUACUGUCAGCCCGCAGUGAUGGUAACAUCCCUGGCCGCACUCGAACAGCUACGCGAGGAGCGUCCGAAUGCAAUCGAAAAUUGUUUCGCAACGGCUGGCUUUAGUCUGGGUGAGCUGACCGCGCUCGUGUUCGCCGGUGCCAUACCCUUCGACAAGGGGCUACGGUUGGUGCAGAUCCGUGCAGAAGCCAUGCAACUUGCGAGCCAACAAUCGAAGGGUGGCAUGGCUACGGUACUGUUCGGAGCGGAUGGACGGAUAGGAGAAGCAUGCAAGGAAGCACAAAACUGGUGCAUCGAGAAGGGUAUCGAAAGUCCGGACUGCCGCGUAGCAAACUACCUCUACCCCGGUUGCAAGGUACUGGCCGGCAAUGAGGAAGCACUCCAAUUUCUAGAAGCAAAUGCGAAACGUUUCAACAUACGUCGAAUAAAGCGGUUGCCUGUUAGUGGUGCAUUCCACACGGAACUGAUGCAAUCGGCGGUCGAACCGUUCGCUGCAGCAUUGCGGAAAAUACGCAUCGAAGAUCCACUCAUCAGCGUGCACUCGAACGUGGACGGAAAGUGUUACAAGAAUGCGGGACACAUUGUCGGCCAGCUGCCGAAGCAGAUUGUGCGGCCGGUCAAGUGGGAACAAACGCUGCACAUCAUGUACGAACGGAAGCAGGGUGAACAUUUUCCCCGCACGUUCGAGUGCGGACCUGGACGAGGUUUGAAGGCGAUCCUGAAGCAGGUGAAUGCGAAGGCAUGGGACACGACGUUAAAUGUGGAAGCGUAGUCGACUGGGGACGAG
Molecule: messenger RNA, 1223 nt
Organism: Anopheles maculipalpis
Lineage: Eukaryota; Metazoa; Arthropoda; Insecta; Diptera; Culicidae
Gene: beg
Product: probable malonyl-CoA-acyl carrier protein transacylase, mitochondrial
Exons: 1
Coding region: 21-1208 (395 amino acids)
Molecular function (GO): transferase activity
Source: RefSeq, a predicted model, not a curated record